Cavenderia fasciculata is the source of this 1758-nucleotide messenger RNA. Its product is annotated as putative alpha-N-acetylgalactosaminidase. Gene Ontology annotation, molecular function: alpha-galactosidase activity; protein-disulfide reductase activity. NCBI's taxonomy places the organism in Eukaryota, Evosea, Eumycetozoa, Acytosteliales, Cavenderiaceae. Gene Ontology annotation, cellular component: cytoplasm. The record is from RefSeq and is a predicted model, not a curated record. The transcript is spliced from 6 exons. Gene Ontology annotation, biological process: oligosaccharide metabolic process; glycoside catabolic process; glycosylceramide catabolic process. The coding region runs from base 1 to 1758 and encodes 585 amino acids.
AUGAUAUCAACACCAGAAGUAUCAUUAGAUAUAGGGGCUAUACAGAGUGCAGAUGCAGCAAAUCAACAGUUGAAUGCAGUUGCAUUGACCGAUGCGACGGCAUCGAUUACAGCAAGAGGAGGAUACAAACCAUCGAAUCCACCAAAGAUGAUUAUCAUGUUUGACGGUGUGUGCAAUGUAUGCGAUACCUUUGUACAUUUUGUCUAUCCUCGUGAUGUAAACAAGAAGUUUUCAUUCCAAGCUCUACAGACCACCAAAGGAAGAGAAAUACAAAACUACUAUGGUGUCCCAACUGAUCUAUCAACAGUCAUUCUCAUCGACGAAGAAACUGCAACCUAUACUUCAAAAUCAACUGCUGUAUUACGUAUCAUGUAUCAUUUACAAUCACCAUAUUCAUAUCUAUAUCAAUUCCACUAUCUUCCAGCAUUCUUUCGUGAUUUUUGUUAUUCAACCUUUGCAAGAUACAGAUAUUUAUUGAUGGGUAAAAAGGAUACUUUAAAAGGAUUGAAUAAUGGAGUUGCAAUAACUCCUCCAAUGGGAUGGAAUACAUGGAAUCAUUUUGGAUGUGAUACAUCAGAGAUUAAUUCCCAACUAAUCUAUGAAACUGCAACUGCAAUGGUUACUAGUGGUAUGGCUGCUGUUGGAUAUGAAUACAUCAACCUUGAUGAUUGUUGGUUGGCAAAGGAAAGAGAUGCCGAUGGUAGAUUACAAGCUGAUCCAAUUAGAUUCCCACAAGGAAUUGCUCCUCUGGCUGAUUAUGUACAUUCAUUAGGUCUUAAAAUGGGAAUUUAUGAAGAUGUUGGAAAUUUAACAUGUGGAGGAUACCCAGGAUCAGAAAAUUAUUUUGAAAUUGAUAUGAAGACAUUUGCAGAAUGGGGUAUGGAUUAUGUAAAGAUGGAUGGUUGUUAUUUCCCAGUUGACGAUAUGGAGGAGACCUAUACACAACUGAGUGAGAUACUCAAUGCAACCGGUCGUCCAAUGGUCUAUAGUUGCAGUUGGCCAACCUAUGCCUUUGUCAACAACCAAACCGUCAACUUUACCUACAUUGGCGAGAUUUGCAAUCUCUGGAGAGAGUUUGAUGACAUUCGUGACAACUUUGAUUCGUGGACUGGUAUAUUGGACCAAAUGAUGCAGUAUAAUCGUGCACCCUAUGCUUCUCCGGGUCACUGGAACGACCCAGACAUGUUGGAGAUUGGCAACGGUGGACAGACCACUGCAGAGUACCAAUCAUUCUUUUCGCUGUGGUCUAUCAUUGCAGCACCUCUUAUUGCCGGCAACGACAUUAGAAACAUGUCUGCCGAUAUCAUCAACAUCCUCACCAACGCCGAUAUUAUUGCAGUCGACCAAGACGCACUCGGUAUCCAAGGUCAGAGAGCUUACCAAAGCGGUACAAGCGAAGUGUGGACACGUCCACUCGUCGGUGGUGCCAUUGCAGCCGUUCUCUUUAACCGUGGGGAGCAACCAGCAACCAUCGAGCUCACAUCUGACAUUCUCCAAGUAUCUUCAAACUCCCAAUUCCUCAUGAGAGAUCUCUGGCAAAAGACUGCUCCCACACAAGUAUUCCAAGGUUCAUCUUCCUUCUCCAAUAUUGAUGCACAUGCUGUUAUUAUGUUGAAAUUAUCACCUAUAACAGGUUCAUUCGGAUUUAUAUUGCCGCAGUUGCGUCUUUGUAUGUUUAAAUCUGCCACGAUUAUCGAUCAUAGCAUUGGUCCAUUUACACUCAACUACCUGACCUGUGUCUCUUAUCGCACUAGCUAG